Arachis stenosperma is the source of this 2667-nucleotide messenger RNA. RefSeq names its product G-type lectin S-receptor-like serine/threonine-protein kinase At2g19130. The record is from RefSeq and is a predicted model, not a curated record. Gene Ontology annotation, molecular function: protein serine/threonine kinase activity; ATP binding. The coding region runs from base 49 to 2526 and encodes 825 amino acids. Gene Ontology annotation, biological process: protein phosphorylation; recognition of pollen. The transcript has a single exon. Lineage: Eukaryota; Viridiplantae; Streptophyta; Magnoliopsida; Fabales; Fabaceae.
AUAGUUCAAACCCCCUAAACAUAAUAAUCUGAAAUUAGCGUCUUCUCCAUGGUAUCUUGUGACAUGCCAUAUUGUUUCAACAACAUGAUGGAGCCAUGUUUCUUGCUUUCUCUUUUCAUCAUCAUAUGCUUCUCUUUUCACCCGUACAAUUCCCAUGCAGCUUUGAUUUCAAUCACUGCAAACCAAUCUCUCAGUGGUGAUCAAACACUUGUCUCCAAAGAUGAAAAAUUUGAAUUGGGUUUCUUCAAACCAGGUAACUCCUCUAACUACUACAUAGGAAUGUGGUACAAAAAAAGAGUCCCAGAAAGAACCAUUGUUUGGGUAGCAAAUAGAGAUAACCCAGUUUCUGAUAAAAAUUCUGCAAAGUUGACAAUAUCUAAGGGUAAUUUAGUACUCUUGGAUCAGUCUCAAAAUCAAGUUUGGUCAACAAAUUUGAAUUCUCCAAACUUAGAUUCUAUAGUAGCUGUGCUUCUAGAUAAUGGGAAUCUUAUACUGAGUGAUAGGCCUAAUCCAUCAGAAUCAAAUUCUCUAUGGCAAAGUUUUGAUCAUCCAACAGAUACAUUCCUUCCUGGAGCCAAACUUAAGCUUGACAAAAAAACUGGUAAACCUCAGUACCUAACUUCUUGGAAGAACACUCAAGAUCCUGGAACAGGAUUGUUCUCUUUGGAACUAGACCCUAAAGAAAGCAACGCUUACUUGAUCCUUUGGAACAAAACUGAAGAAUAUUGGACUAGUGGAGCUUGGAAUGGUCAAAUUUUCAGCGGGGUGCCUGAAAUGAGGUUGAAUUAUAUCUACAAUUUCUCCUUCCAUGAUGAACCUGAUGAGGCUUACUUCACUUACACGGUAUAUAACUCUUCGAUUCUUUCGCGGUUUGUGAUGGAUGUCUCUGGGCAGAUCAAGCAGCUUUCAUGGCUGGACAGUAGACAGAAUUGGAACUUGUUUUGGUCUGAGCCAAGAACGCCGUGUGAGGUUUACUCGUUCUGUGGCGUGUAUGGGAGUUGUACUGAGAACUCUAUGCCAUUCUGCAGUUGCUUGACUGGUUAUGAGCCAGGUAAUCCAUCUGACUGGUACCUAGACGAUUACUCAAGUGGAUGCAAGAGAAGAACAAAGUUCCAAUGCGAGACGGCGAAUCCUAAUGGUGGUGCAAAGGACAGGUUUAUGGCAUUUCCAAACAUGGCAUUGCCUUCACCUGCACAACAUGUAAGUGCUGGGGAUGCAGAGGAAUGCGCUUCAACUUGCUUAGAGGACUGUUCUUGCACAGCAUAUGCAUAUGGUAAUAAAGGUUGUGUAAUUUGGAAUGGUGACCUCUUGAAUUUGCAGCAGCUUUCUCAAGAUGAUAGUAACGGAGAAACCAUGUUUCUCAAGCUUGCAGCAUCUGAAUUUGAUGAUCCUAAGAGCAGCAAGAGGAGAACCAUUGGUGCUGUUGCAGGUGCUGUUGGUGGCAUGGUGAUUGUCCUAGCACUUACUCUAUUUGCCUUGGUGAGGAGAAGGAGACAAGUUCAAUCAGGAACGUUGGUUGAAGGCUCAUUGAAGACAUUUGGAUACAGAGAUUUGCAAAUUGCUACAAUGAAUUUCUCGGAUAAAUUGGGAGGAGGAAGUUUUGGUUCUGUCUUCAAGGGGACACUGCCAGAUUCAAGUGUCAUAGCAGUGAAGAUGCUCGAAAACAUUAGCCAAAGUGAGAAACAGUUCCGGACAGAAGUGAGCACAAUUGGGAUAGUCCAGCAUAUCAAUCUGGUUAGGCUCCGUGGAUUCUGUUCCGAAGGUACUAGAAAACUUCUAGUCUAUGAUUACAUGCCAAAUGGCUCCUUGGAUUCAAACUUGUUUCAUGAGAAGGGAUUCAAGUCCAAGGUGUUGGAAUGGAAAGAAAGGUACCAAAUUGCUCUUGGGACAGCUAGAGGACUGGCUUAUCUCCAUGAGAAGUGUAGAGACUGCAUCAUACAUUGCGAUGUGAAGCCGGAAAACAUUCUUUUAGAUGCUGAUUUUUGUCCAAAAGUGGCACAUUUUGGCCUUGCAAAGCUGGUUGGAAGGGAAGUUGGCCAGGUCCUAACAACCAUGAGAGGAACAAGGGGAUACCUCGCGCCAGAAUGGAAUUCUGGGGUGCCUGUAACUGCCAAAGCCGAUGUCUAUAGCUAUGGAAUGAUGCUGUUCGAGUUUGUGUCCGGUAAGAGGAACUCAGAUCCCCCAGAAGAUGGACAAGUUAGGUUCUUCCCUGCAUGGGCUGCAAAAACAGCAAGCGAAGGCGGCAAUGUGCUUAGCCUUUUGGAUCCAAAGUUGAAGGGAAAUGCUAACAUCCAAGAGGUCAUUCAAGUCAUCAAAAUCGCUUCUUGGUGUGUCCAAGACGAUGAGACUCAUAGGCCAUCCAUGAGUCAGGUAGUUCACAUCCUUGAUGGUGUGUUGGAUGUGGCUUUUCCUCCUGUGCCAAUAUUCCUACAAGCCUUUCUUGAGAACCAAGAAACUACGGUUUUCUUCAUUGAAUCAGGCUCUAAUCAGAGUUCACAUAUGAAAAGCUCCACAACCUCCUCUUAGGCCAAGGGAAAUGCUAUGAAACAUGAACUUUUCAGUUGUAAUAUGAAUAUGAAUGUAAACUUUGCCAUUGGAAUGAAUGUUAUAUCAUAUAUGAAUGCCUGUGAAUCUCUGAUAUUUUGCAAUCUCUUUACCAUGUAUCAA